CGUAGGGGCGCGGUCCCGGGUGAAAGGGCAGGGCUUGCUUGAGACCCUUCCCCCUCGCCUCGACGGAGGCCCGAGGCGAAGCGGGAGCGAGAGAGACUCCCACGACACCUCAGCAAAGGAGUGUGGGCCCACACCUGGAGUGAACGAAGCCCGCCUCUUCCCUACCUCCGCCUCGCCUUCCGGGUGGCUGGGGAAGUGCCCCAGGGCGAGCACUAGCUGAGGGGCGGAGCGAGCCGAGCGCCCGAACCGCCCCCGAGCGAGAUCUCCGUUCCACGGCGGUGGCGCCCGCUCGAGUUGACGUUAGCUAUGGAAACGCGGAGAUGCCUCGGGUGCGAUCGCCGUGAGCUGGUUGCCUGGCCGCUGGAGCUUCUCCGCCUCUGCGUUCGGGUCGCAGGCAGCCUCCGGGCGGGAUCGCCCAACCCGGGUUUACCUGCAAAAAUGCAGUUCCCGGGAUUCCUUCGCGUCGCCUCUUCCCUCGGGUGACUCGAGAGACUGCUGUAUUACAGAAGAGGAUGUGACUUUCAGAAUAAUCCUGAAUGAGAAGGAUGAGUCCAGAUGUGCCUCUACUGAAUGAUUACAAACAGGACUUCUUUCUGAAGCGCUUUCCGCAGACUGUUCUUGGAGGCCCUCGGUUCAAAUUAGGCUAUUGCGCCCCUCCUUACAUAUAUGUUAAUCAAACUGUCCUUUUUCUGAUGCCAUGGGUUUGGGGUGGAUUAGGAACACUCUUGUAUCAGUUGGGCAUUUUGGAAGACUAUUACACAGCAGCUCUUUCAGGUGGACUAAUGCUUUUUGCUGCAAUUAUCAUCCAGUUCAUAAGUUUGUAUGCCAGAAACAAAUCGGUGACAGUAGAAAGAAUGCUAACCACAGAUAUCUUAGCAGAGGAAGAUGAACAUGACUUUACAAGUUGUGCUGGCACUGAAACUAUCAAAUUUCUAAUUCCUGGCAAGAAAUAUAUAGCCAAUACAGUUCUUCAUUCUUUUCUUGCUGGGUUAAUGUGUGGUCUUGGAACAUGGUAUCUGCUCCCAAACAGAAUAUCCCUGCUGUAUGGCAGUACAGGAGGUACUGUUCUGCUGUUUGUCUUUGGAUGGAUGACAUUAUGUAUAGGAGAAUAUUCGUUAAUUGUAAACACAGCUGCAGAGACUGCGACUUUCCAAACCCAGGAUACUUACGAAAUCACUCCUCUUAUGAGACCUCUUUAUAUUUUUUUGUUUGUUUCUGUAGAUCUUGCACACAGGUUUUUGGUAAAUAUACCAGCUCUAGAACAAGUGAAUCAGAUUUUACACAUCUUAUUUAUAUUUUUACCCUUUCUGUGGGCACUAGGGACUCUGCCCCCACCUGACUCACUUUUCUUAUGGGCGAUGGAGCAGGUUUUAGAGUUUGGCCUUGGAGGCUCAUCUAUGUCAACACACCUCCGGUUGUUAAUAAUGUUCAUCAUUUCUGCUGGAACAGCUGUAACAUCGUAUUUCAUUCCCAGCACUGUUGGUGUGGUUCUUUUCAUGACUGCACUUGGGUUCUUACUGAGUCUUAACCUAAGUGACAUGUGUCUUGUCUUCAAACACAGUGUGACUAGACACAGAGUUGGAACCAAAUCUAAGGCUUUACCCAGUGGUUCAGAAAAACAGUUUACUUGGAAGGAGUGCCUUUUCUACAUCAUCAUAUUAGUCUUGGCUCUCAUAGAAACUAGUCUGCUGCAUCAUUUUGCUGGUUUCUCACAGAUUUCCAAAAACAGUCCUCAGGCUGUUGUUGGCUAUGUUUUGAUGAUAUUGCUUAUAAUACUGUGGAUACUUAGAGAAAUUCAAAGUGUUUGUAUCUUUGGAAUUUUCCGAAACCCUUUCUAUCCAAAGGAUGUGCAAACUGUGACUUUAUUCUUAGAAAAGCGAACAAGGCUUGUGAAGAUUGGUGUUGUCAGACGGAUUUUGCUAAAUCUAGUAUCACCCUUUGCUAUGAUAGCAUUUCUUUCAUUGGACAGUUCCUUACAAGGGCUCCACUCUGUGUCUGUCUCCAUUGGAUUCACGAGAGCUUUUAGAAUGGUAUGGCAGCAUACAGAAAAUGCUUUAUUGGAGACAGUCAUUGUAUCAGUAGUACACUUGUUCAUCUCCAGUACGGAUGUGUGGUGGAACAGAAGUGUGGAUACAGGAAUCAGACUCUUACUAAUUUUUACAUCUCUACAGGUUGGCAUCAUGCGUGAUCGUCUCAUUCAGUUCAUCUCUAAGCUGCAAUUUGCUGUGACUGUACUUUUGGCAUCGUGGACUGAGAAAAAACGUCGAAAGUCAACCACCACUUUAUGUAUUCUCAACAUUGUCUUCUCUCCAUUUGUGUUGGUCUUCAUCAUUUUCUCUACACUACUCUCCUCUCCCUUACUCCCCCUCUUCACCCUUCCUUUGUUCUUGGUGGGCUUUCCCCGACCUGUUCAGAUUUGGCCAGGAGCAGUGGGCACCGCGGCCUGCGUGUGUGCAGACACAGUGUACUACGACCAGAUGGUCCCAGGUCUGACCGCUGCACUGCAGGCUGCAAUGGCAGCUGGAAGUUUAGGUCUCCUCUUACCUGGAUCUCAUUACUUGGGCCGUUUUCAGGAUCGUUUAAUAUGGAUAAUGAUUCUAGAAUGUGGUUAUACUUACUGCUGUAUUAAUAUUAAGGGGUUAGAAUUGCAAGAGACAUCCUGUCAUACUGCUGAAGCUCAAAGAGUUGAUGAAGUUUUUCAAAGUGCCUUUGAACAAGAAUAUUCAAGAGUAUGUUCUAUUAAUGAACACUUUGGAAAUGUCUUGACACCCUAUUCUGUUUUGCCAGUAAAACUCUAUUCUGAUGCCAGGAAUGUUCUAUCUGGCAUAAUCGAUUCUCAUGAUAAUUUAAAAGAAUUUAAAGGUGACCUUAUUAAAGUACUUGUGUGGAUACUUCUUCAGUACUGUUCCAGAAGGCCUCAUGUGCAGGAGGUUGUUCACAAAACUGAAAAUAAAGGGCAAGCAUCUCUAAUAAUCCUGCCUGCUUUGAAUACUUCACCACAAACCCAAUCCCCAGAAGACUCAGAUAGUUUAAAUUCAGAAAUUUUGGAUGAUUGGUCUGAUGAUAAUGUUUUUGGUGAUGAGCCAACUAUCAGAAAAGGAAAAGAAGAAAAAGAUCAAUUAAAAGUUGUACCAGGUGUAAAUUUUCCUAUUCCAGGAUCAGUAGAGUCUCAGGGUGUUGGUGAGCAUUCUGGAGGCACAGUUCCUGAAAACAGUCUUUACAAGUCAGUUAUAUUGGGAUACCCUGUUGUUGACAAAGGAAAACAAAAAGAUGUGGCAUAUAUCCCCCUUGUGGAGUUCAGUUGUUCUCAUUCUCACUUGUUACGCUUACCUGAAGAGUGGACAUCUAGCUGUUUGCCUAAUUCCAAGAUGAGGGAGAUGAGCUCACUCUUUCCAGAAGAGUGGUACCAAUUUGUGUUAAAGCAGCUGGAAUGUUUUCAUUCAGAAGAAAAUACCUCAAGUGUCCUGGAAGAAAUUGCAAAGGACAGAGUUUUAAAAGACUUUUAUGUUCAUGCAGUAAUGACUUGUUAUUUUAGUUUAUUUGGAGUAGACAAUAUGAUUCCCAGUCCUGGUCAUAUAUUGAGAGUUUACAGUGGCGUUUUGCCUUGGUCUCUUGCCUUGGAUUGGCUCACAGAAAAGCCAGAACUGUUCCAACUAGCACUGAAAGCUUUCAGGUAUACUCUGAAACUAAUGAUUGAUAAAGCAAGUUUAGGUCCAAUAGAAGACUUUAAAGAGCUGACUAACUGCCUUGAAGAAUAUGAAACUGACUGGUACAUUGGUUUGGUAUCUGAUGAAAAGUGGAAGGAAGCAAUUUUACAAGAAAAACCAUAUUUGUUUUCUCUGGGAUAUGACCCUAAUAUGGGUGUUUACACUGGGAGAGUACUUACCCUUCAAGAAUUGUUGAUCCAAGUUGGGAAGUUAAAUGCUGAAGCUGUUAAAGGUCAGUGGGCCAAUCUGUCAUGGGAAUUGCUUUAUGCCACAAACGAUGAUGAGGAACGAUAUAGUAUACAAGCUCAUCCACUACUUUUAAGAAACCUUACAGUACAAGCAGCUGAUCCUCCCCUGGGAUAUCCAAUUUAUUCUUCAAAACCUCUUCACAUACAUUUGUAUUAGAGCCCAUUUUGACUUGUAAGUGUAUCGUCAAAAAUGAGAUGUCUUUAUUUUUUCAUUCUAGAAAAGUAACAAUGUGAUCUCUCAUAACUUCACUGGUCUUCUCUCUCUCCUCCUCCAAGUCAGAUACCUGAGAAAAGCUAAGCUCUGUAAAGUUGAUUCUCUCAGCUAUCUUAAUGUUUAAAAAACUUUGUCUAACACAAAAGUUAGAAAUAGUUGGCCAAUAUUUGCGCCCUAUGGAUUGUGGUAGGCUUUAGCAAAUAUAAAACAUUUGUAUGAGAUUAAGUAAUGAAUUUAUUAAUGCUUUCUUAAAUAUGUGAUAGGUGGCUUGCUUUAUAGAAGUCAACAACUAUGUAAUUUUAACAUUCCUAGAAGAUAUACACACAUAUCAGUGUUUUUAUGUGAUGAUAAUGGAUCCUGUUGAAGGUUGCAUAA
Molecule: messenger RNA, 4544 nt
Organism: Mustela erminea (ermine)
Lineage: Eukaryota; Metazoa; Chordata; Mammalia; Carnivora; Mustelidae
Gene: PCNX4
Product: pecanex 4
Exons: 11
Coding region: 537-4112 (1191 amino acids)
Cellular component (GO): membrane
Source: RefSeq, a predicted model, not a curated record